Plasmodium falciparum 3D7 is the source of this 1662-nucleotide messenger RNA. RefSeq names its product DHHC family palmitoyltransferase (gene DHHC6). Gene Ontology annotation, cellular component: endomembrane system. Lineage: Eukaryota; Apicomplexa; Aconoidasida; Haemosporida; Plasmodiidae. The record is from RefSeq and is a predicted model, not a curated record. Gene Ontology annotation, molecular function: acyltransferase activity; palmitoyltransferase activity; protein-cysteine S-palmitoyltransferase activity.
AUGAUAAAUGUUUUGCCAUAUGUUGUAAUAUCCCUCAAACUAUGCCUUCUUUUUACAUGUAUUCAUUUGAAAAAUAUAUAUCCUUUUGUUUUUUCGAGUUUUUCCUUUUUCCUUUUUGUUUAUCUGUUUUCCUUCCUGCUGUAUAUCAUAGUGUCAUAUCGUAACCCAGGAUAUGUUACCACGUGCCCAACAAAUUACAUAGAGACGGAUCAGAACAUACAAUUGAAAAAUUUUGUUAAACAAAAAAAAUAUAAUAAUACAAAAGAGGAUCAUAAUAAUAAUAAUUUAAAAUAUGAUACAUACAAUAAGUUAUCAUAUUUCUCAACGAACGAUAGCGGAACGUCUUGUAGUUUUUUUUCUUCAAGCACAUCUGAAUGUUCGACUGACGAACUUCGAAGCUUAACCAUUUUACAUCAUAAAAAGAAAAACACAAUAAUAACAGAAAGAUGUAUGAGAAAAAAAGAAAGAUAUAAUCAAGAUUUUAAGAUCGAUGAAAAUUAUAUUAUGACUAAUUACAAGAAAAAGGAAAACCCUAUUGAAGUGAAAAGAAGAUAUAUAUGUUAUAAAAAUAAAAGAAAUGAUCAACUUUAUAAUAGAUGUAAUUUCUUUUUAAAAUUAAAAGAUAUAACGUCUUCAUUAAAUAAGGAGACAGAUGAAAACACACAAAAUGUAGAUACAAAUAUAAUAAAUAUAAAAAAAUUCAACAAACUUAAUAUGUUCAAAAUAAAUAUAACAAAAAAUCAUAUAGUUGUAUUAUAUAAAAAAAAAGUACCGUAUUACAAACCUUUAUAUUUAAGAAAUAUAAAUUAUAUUUUUAUUAAUUCCAAUGGAAAAUUAAAGUACACAAAAAAAAGAACACCAAAUAUGUUUAUAUCAAACAAUAAUAUAAAAUUAAAUAAAAUAAAUAAACAUGAUAUUAUAUUUUAUAAAAACAUAAAAGAAAAAGAGAAGAACAAAAAUAAUCACAUUUUUUAUUUAUAUCGUAAUAAGUUAUAUCAAUAUAAUAUACCAUUACCAUACUGUAAAAUAUGUGAUGUAUAUCAGAUAUUAAGAAGUAAACAUUGUCAAAUGUGCAAAAGAUGUGUGCGAACCUUUGACCAUCACUGUCCUUGGAUAAAUAAUUGUGUAGCUGAAAAUAACAGAAGCUUCUUUUUAUUAUAUUUAUAUUUUGAAUUGUUCACAAUAUGGUGCUCAAUCAAAUUCAUUUCACACGUCGUGUAUCUUACGUUGUACGACGACAACGGAUUUUUAUUUGUGUGGUUAAUUAUAUUAAUCGUGACGAUGACCUUCUUUUUGAUGGCUCUAUGCCUCAUAAUAUACCACAGCUACUUAUGUUUGAUCAACGAGACGACGUGGGAAAAUAUAAGCAAAAAAAAGAUUUGGUAUUUAAAAAAUAUAUCAGAACAAAAUCACAAUCCUUUUUUUUUAGGUUAUAUAAAAAAUGCUUUAAUAUUUUUUUGUUAUAUGCCUUUGCCCUUUAUAUUCCUUGAGAAAAUUAGGGACUUUUGUUUGGGCCUAUUUUUUACAUCCAAUAUGAUAACCUAUGGAAAAGAGGGUGAAAUAAUAUGGAAGAGGAAUACAAAGUUGGCAUAUAGAAGUUCCAUUUUUAUAUAUCAAUGUGUUGAGACAUUUUCUAGGUUCAUAAGAAGAUACUGUUUAUAA